Desarmillaria tabescens is the source of this 929-nucleotide messenger RNA. RefSeq lists its product as uncharacterized. NCBI's taxonomy places the organism in Eukaryota, Fungi, Basidiomycota, Agaricomycetes, Agaricales, Physalacriaceae. The record is from RefSeq and is a predicted model, not a curated record. The transcript has 4 exons. The coding region runs from base 152 to 709 and encodes 185 amino acids.
AGUCGGAAUACUCCUGCGAUUACGUCUGAACUACCAUACAACCGAUAUCCGGGGGUAGCGCACGGCUUAUGGUGCCGACGAAACAGUAUAAAACGUCUUCGGAGACCGCAUAGGAAUCCAGCACCAAGAAGAUCUCGCCCAUCUCUUCAUCAUGCUCUACCCACGUCUCGUUGUCGUCUUCUUCUCACUCUUACUCCUGCUCGUCGGUGCAACACCUACACCAAAGAAUGCCUUCGACGUCUCCGUCAGAGCUGAUGAUAAAGCAUCCAGUGCCCAGGAGGUUUUAGCCAACUUCAAGGCCUCUGCCGACCCUAUCCUUGGCCAAAUCAAUUCCAUGAUGUCAAAUGGAGCCGCGACAAAGGAGAACAUCACCCCAUUGCUAAAGGAGCUUACCGGUGCCAUCAACCAAGCCAGCCAGCAUGCGUCUUCUCUUCAAGCUCGCGGGCUCAUCACAAGGAAACGGUCUCUCGGCGAUGUCGUGGCUCUAGCAGUUACCAUCCUGACGGCCAUCAACGCUACCCUCUUGAGCCUCAUCGCGUCAGGUUUGGGUCUUGGAAGUUUGAUAACGGUUGUUGUGGGUGCGGUGGGGAACCUACUUGGGCUGCUUGAAGCCCUCGUGCCUGGGUUGCUCGCGCUUGUCUUGCCUCUGCUCACGGGUAUAGCGGGACCCCUCUUAGGCGUGGUUUCUGGUCUUUUGGGUAUUCUUUAGAACAUGAUAGUUCGAUUUUUGUUAUUCCAUACGAAGCUGUUUUAGUUAUGGAUCUUUCACAUGGACAUUUUGUACUCCUCUUCUGCAGCGAAUCGUUGAGAGUAGGAUUGAUAGGUCCUAACAGAAUAGAAUACACGCGGAAGGCUUGAUACUUCACGUGCUACGGUAUCUCGUUUACGUGAAUAUGUUGUCACAAUCGUAUACAUGGUACAGCAACAGG